Rotaria socialis is the source of this 393-nucleotide messenger RNA. The record is from the annotation of a GenBank genome assembly. Lineage: Eukaryota; Metazoa; Rotifera; Eurotatoria; Philodinida; Philodinidae.
AUGGUUAGGUGGCCUAUCUGCGGACCAAAGUUAUCAUUAUGCUGUUCGAUUAUAUCAGUAUGGGGUAUUAUACAAUUUGUGUUCAUGGGAAUAUUUUUCUUUACGCAAGCGGCACCAUUAUUAGAUAGUUUCGAAUUUAAAGACGAGGAAGUUAAACAAGACUCUUUUGAAAUCGAUCUUAGAAAUGCAUACAGUCAACGUGCAUACAAUUGUUGGAUUGCAGCAUUUCUCUACACUGGUUUAUUAGUUUUUGCUGGCUCACAAUUUAUGACAAAUCAAAGACUAUUAUCAGGAUCCACUACUGCCAAUCCGAUGGCAUCAGCUUUCGCAGGUGUUACAACCGAAGAGAAUGGCUUCAAUCGACAAUAUGGAAUGCAAUUUGAUGGAGAAUAA